This is a messenger RNA of Drosophila persimilis, 3015 nucleotides long. RefSeq names its product polypeptide N-acetylgalactosaminyltransferase 5 (gene Pgant5). The record is from RefSeq and is a predicted model, not a curated record. NCBI's taxonomy places the organism in Eukaryota, Metazoa, Arthropoda, Insecta, Diptera, Drosophilidae. The transcript is spliced from 10 exons. The coding region runs from base 732 to 2624 and encodes 630 amino acids. Gene Ontology annotation, cellular component: Golgi apparatus.
UGUUCAAUUUAAUUCGCCACAUACACAUACACACACACACUAGUUAAUCCUGCCGCCCUGCUCUUCCUCCCCCCUGCAGCAGCAGCAGCAGCAGCUACUCUCUCCUCGCAUCAUCAUCCAGCAGCGACGCGCACCGGAGAUUUAUUCCAUAGUUAAAUAAUAGCCCAAGGUCUUUGGAGAGAGAGAGAGAGCGUGAAUUGAGGAACGAUAGACGGCUGUUGGAGACUGUUGGUCCGGGCCUGAGAGCUGGCCGAGGCGAUACUGGACCUGGAUGUCGCCUCAAUGGAUUAGCGAUCGUGAAUUGUGAGAGGAGCAUAACACCCCUUGAUGGCGAGAAGCCAUGAGAGAAGGCAACACACAGACCAACGACGACGACAGAGAAAGAUGAGAAGUGCUCCCAUAUGUGCCAAUAAACAACAAUUUUAAACUAAAAACAAAUUUCACGCUUGAGGGAGCGAUAAAAGUCUGAUACAACCGAAUGAAACAGAAACAUAAAUCGCAACAGAAACAACAUUUUUUUAAAACAUAAGGCAACCAUUAAUCAACAUAUCGACAAACAGAGCUACUAGAAUCAGGAUUUAAACAACAUGUUCUGUGAGGAAUAAAAAAGAAAGCAAAACCAGACCACCACAUCAUCAGAAAUACAAACCAAUCAACGGCUAACAAACCGAAAGCCCCUUAACGAUAGUUAACAGAAAAGAAAAGAAGAAAAAAACAAACAAACAGCAAACAUGACCUUCUCGAGCUUCACACGAAAAAUGCGUGGACGGAUGCGCUCCAAUACCUGCCGGAUUGUACUGCUCACCUCUUUGGUGUGGGUGAUCUUUGAUUUUGUGCUAAUCACCCGCUAUUCGGACUGCAUUGGCAAGGACGGAUGGCGUUGCAAGCGUUCCGGGGAGUUCGAUGUAGAGCUACCCAAUGCCGAGCCACUGGUGGACGAUAAUCAACUGGUGGACGACAACGAAAUUAAUACGGAAAAAUCCUUGGAUGGUGACUCGGGCAGCGCCUUGAUUAUGGGUCAGGGCUUUGCACCCGGUGGCAUAUCCAUGACAUAUCCCAGCGUGUCACUGAAGAAAUGGUUCCUAGCGCCCACCGUUGAGGAGGCCAAGGGCAAGCCCGGCGAGAUGGGUAAACCCGUGAAGAUACCCGCGGAUAUGAAGGAUCUCAUGAAGGAGAAGUUCAAGGAGAAUCAAUUCAAUCUGUUGGCCAGUGACAUGAUCUCCUUGAAUCGUUCCCUAACCGAUGUCCGGCACGAGGGGUGUCGUCGAAAGCACUAUGCCUCCAAGCUGCCCACCACGUCAAUUGUGAUAGUAUUCCACAACGAAGCCUGGACGACGCUUUUACGAACAGUCUGGAGUGUCAUCAAUCGUUCGCCGCGGGCCCUGCUCAAGGAAAUCAUUCUGGUGGAUGAUGCCAGUGAAAGGGAUUUCCUGGGCAAACAGCUAGAGGACUAUGUAGCCAAGCUGCCGGUACGAACCUUUGUGCUGCGCACAGAGAAACGUUCGGGUCUGAUACGUGCUCGACUGCUGGGCGCGGAGCAUGUGAGCGGUGACGUAAUCACCUUCCUGGACGCCCAUUGUGAGUGCACGGAGGGCUGGCUGGAGCCGCUGCUGGCGCGCAUCGUACAGAAUCGUCGAACGGUUGUGUGCCCCAUCAUUGAUGUCAUCUCGGACGAGACAUUCGAGUACAUCACAGCAUCGGACUCGACGUGGGGUGGCUUCAACUGGAAGCUGAACUUUAGAUGGUAUCGAGUGCCCUCCCGUGAGAUGUCGCGUCGGAAUAACGACAGAACUGCUCCUUUGCGUACCCCCACGAUGGCCGGUGGUCUGUUCUCCAUCGAUAAGGACUACUUCUACGAGAUUGGCUCCUACGACGAGGGCAUGGACAUUUGGGGUGGCGAGAAUCUGGAAAUGUCGUUCCGUAUAUGGCAAUGCGGAGGCAUUUUAGAAAUAAUACCCUGCUCCCAUGUGGGUCACGUGUUCCGUGACAAAUCGCCGUACACCUUCCCCGGCGGCGUGGCCAAAAUCGUGCUCCAUAAUGCGGCCCGUGUGGCCGAGGUGUGGCUGGACGAGUGGCGUGAUUUCUAUUAUGCAAUGAGCACAGGUGCUCGCAAAGCUUCGGCGGGAGAUGUUAGCGAUCGCAAGGAUCUGCGUGAUCGUCUCAAGUGCAAAAGUUUCCGCUGGUAUUUGGAGAAUGUUUAUCCAGAGAGUUUAAUGCCCUUGGAUUAUUACUAUCUGGGCGAGAUACGCAAUGCGGAAACGGAAACCUGUCUGGAUACCAUGGGCAGGAAGUAUAAUGAAAAGGUUGGCAUUAGCUAUUGCCAUGGCUUGGGCGGCAAUCAGGUGUUUGCCUACACCAAGCGACAGCAGAUCAUGUCCGAUGAUCUGUGCCUCGAUGCGGCCAGCUCCAAUGGCCCGGUCAAUAUGGUGCGUUGCCACAAUAUGGGUGGCAAUCAGGAGUGGGUCUACGAUGCGGAGGAGAAGUGGAUACGUCACACGAAUACGGGCCAGUGCUUACAGCGUGCCAACAGAGAUGAUGCCAAUACGCCGCUGUUGCGGCCCUGCAGCUAUGGCAAGGGCCAGCAGUGGCUGAUGGAGUCCAAGUUCAAGUGGCAGGCACACUAGCAACCCUCGCAACAUCCAAUUAACUAACAACAACAAAACUAAACUAAACGGAUCCUACUAACUAUACUGAGAACUUCCAAUUUGUGUUGAUUUUUGCUGGCUUUUGUUUAUUGACAUUUAUGUAGCUUUAAGUUUACUUCUGAUCUAAGUUUUCUCUCUCUCUCUCUAUCUCUAUGUGUGAGUGAAUGUGUUUGUCCUUUGCGGCAGGAUGUCUUCCCGAGUGUAUGCGUGAGAGUCAGUACUACAAUUUAGAUAUAUGUAUGCAUCUGUGUGUAGGCAGGCAGUUCUACGAUUUAUAUAGAUCUAUAUAUAUAUAUAUAUGUAUAUGUAUAUGGUAAUUGUAAAUUUACAUUAGCUUCGACCAAGUACCAAUAAAUUGGCAUUUAAAUGA